Rotaria sordida is the source of this 28794-nucleotide messenger RNA. NCBI's taxonomy places the organism in Eukaryota, Metazoa, Rotifera, Eurotatoria, Philodinida, Philodinidae. The record is from the annotation of a GenBank genome assembly.
AUGACACAGGCUGCUAGCUCUACGAAGAGCUCAAGUGCUGGUACUGCUUCAGUUCCUAUCAUUCGAGAGAUGAGCGCUUCAUUCGCUCGAUCAUUGACAGAUGCGAAUUUUUCACUGAUCCGACAAUCACUGGAACGCUUACGAAAGUUUUCCGGUGAUCCAACAGACGAUGAUGCAAACAUCAUCAAAGAAUUCAAGUACUUGAAAGAUAAAACUCAUCGUGAUGCAGAAAGCGAUGAUGGUACAUCACUUGUCUCAUUAAUUACUGCUACAUUAAUUAUUCCAUGUUAUCAAUUCUAUUCAACGCAUGAUAAAUUUUCGUUGUAUUUUUUCCAAUUAUUCGAAUUAAUAUUAUCACAUUCUUCAGUAUCAAAAAAUGAAAAUUUUCGAUUUUCCAUUGCUGUAUUUAUUUCACGUACAAAUGUUUAUCGAUCGAAUUCAAUUCUUACUCGAAUUGACAAAUGGACAAUUGAAAUGUGGCUCGGGAAACCAAUCAGUCAAAAUUCAACAACAAAUAAAAUGCGUUUUGAAUCUGGAAAACAAUUUCCAUUCACAUCAGAUUCACCGGGAUGCGCUAUAUUGUGUGAUAACACCAAGUAUCCAAUUGAUAUCACCAAUCAAUUUGAUUUAUUUAUUGAAAAAGCAAGCAAGGAUCAAGAUACACAUGCUGAUGAAUUAACUGCUCUUGAAAGCAUUUUAAAUCAAUUAUUUCGUUGUGGAUUUAUACUUCGAUCAUUUUUGAAUGCAGAUCAAUGUUUAUCAUCGAUGUUAUCAUUUGCAGUUCAACGUCAACGAAUAGUAGACGUUCGAUUAACAGAUGAAACCAACACACAAGCUCAAACACAAUUAGUAUCAAUUAAAAAUCAAAUGUUAAAUAAAUUCGACUAUUUACCAGAUGCAGACAAUGGUGAAUUUAAAUUUAUUCAAAGUGAAUGUCGAGUUCGAUGGACAGAUGGUAAAGAAUUCAUCUAUCCAGCUAAUACAAUUCAUCCACGACCAUCAUUUUUAUUACCAAUAUCAAAAUUAUUACAAUAUGCAUAUGUCCAACAACAAGAUAAUAAUGAUACAGAAGCAAAAGGACUUUGGAAUUUAUUAUUACAAACAAUUUACCAAACAUUUACAAGAUAUUUGGAAAAUUCAAAAUCAAAUCUUGAUUUAGCAAAAGGUGAUGUAAAAGAUUUUUUUGUCUAUUUUCUGGCUCAUGAAGACGAACAGAUACGAGAGACAGGAACCAAACUUAUUACGACAUUUAUCAAGGAAUUACCUAUUUCAACAGAUGAAAACCUUGCACCGUUAUUAUCAUGUUCAAUUAUUGAAAAAAAUUUUCAAUCUAUGAUUAAUAAUGAAAAAUAUUCAAUUAAGGCAAGUUUAUUUAAUGAAUGUUUGCAGCCAUCAUUGAAUUGGUCAAUUGAUGAUUUAUGUUCAUUAUUGACAACAUUAGCUAUGAACUUAAGCGAAGUUUCAGCAUUACGAAGUGAAAAUCUCGAUUAUCGUCAUGUAUGGUUCCAAUUCUUUGUUAAUUUAAUGAAUAUUAAUCUUGAUCGAUUGACAUCAUCAAUAAUAAAAAUGAAUCCGAAUUUUAUCGAAUUUUGUCGACAAAUACAAACAUCAUUAUUCACCAGAUUAUUUCAGCCAACAAUAGAAAACUCAUUUCAAAUUUUAAAAUUUAUGAUUAAAAAUUGUAAAAAAGAUUGGAUUAAAAUUGUAUUAGAAAUUAUCGAUCAACAAAUUAAAGACAAUCACGUACAAGAAAAUAUACAUGAGUUAUUGAAAGACUCUCGUGUAUAUGCAUUUGAUAACUGGAAAGUAGCCUCAAGCUUUGAUCUUUUACUGUCAUUGAUAAAAUUGAAUACAGAUAAAAAUCCACUACUUCUUUUUGAAUUUCUCUUACUCUUAGAAAAAUCAUUUGAUGGGCAAUUAAAGCCGAAAAACUUUAAUAUUUCAACAACAAUUCAACCGAUUAUUAACGUUCUUCAUUCUGUAUUUUCAAAUCAAAAAAGUGAUCAACAACUUGUUUGGAAUUUCACAUUUCGUCGUAGUAUAUUAUCAUGUACAACAUCGAUUAUUCUUUAUUUAAUUGAUCAAAUCAACACGCAAAUCUCAAUCAUGAAUACAGAUGAUAUGCAACGAGUUAUUCAAUCUACAAUAUUACUUCCAGUCGAUUAUAGACAAAUGUCACGAUUAUUCAAUUUUGUACUUCGAUCAAAACAACAAGUUUUAAUUAAGUAUUGGUUCAAACAAUUAUUAACACUGGCAUUAUUAACAAAUGAUAAUUUAAAUGAAGAAGAAAUCCUUAAAUAUACUUCAUCCAAUGAUGAACAAUCAUCAUUUAAUCUACAACCAUCAACUAUAAUGAAACUCAUUGGUAUGUACACUUAUGAACUUAUUGAAUUAUUACAUGAAAAAUUCGAUCAUGCAAUGAAUUUAAUUUCAUUAUCGGCAUUUACUUUUCUUUCAAUAUACAUUCAACAAUCUUUACCUAUUUGUAUUCAAUGUCUAUUACAUAAAAAUUCUCGUAUACGUGUGUCAAUUGCUCGUUUAGUUGGUCGUGCAUUAGAUAUGCAAUCAGAUGAUCUUAUAAAACUUUUACAAAGUUUACAAGAUUCAAAUAGUGAAGAUAUCAAUAUGACAACUGUAACAACAUUAAACUUAUUUAAUGAUCAACAACGAUCAGUUACACAAAUGCAAACUGCGCCAGUACAUCUUUUAGAACGUGAAAAAAAACGUUCGAAAUCUCAAAUACCUUUUCGUACGAUAAAACGAUCGGAUUUUGAAACAUUAUCUAAGCAUUUGAAAUCAUUAACUAAUUUUGAUGACAGUUCAAAAACUGAUACAACUAAUUUAGAUACAGUAAAAAAUUUAAUUAGCAAAUGUCCAGAUGAAUUUCGUCAUUUAAUACCAAGUCGUCGUCAAUUACCAUCAUUAGUGCAAACAAAAACUAUGUUAAAUAAUCGUCAACGUAUUAUUGAAUGUAUACGAACACCUAUUCAUUUAUUAUUACAAGGUGAAACCGGUGUUGGAAAGAGUAGUCUUAUACUUGAUGUUGCUGCUGAUCUUCAAAAACCAUUAAUUCGUUUUAAUCUUUCGUCAAAAACUGAUAUUGGUGGUUUAUUUGGUUCAGUUAAAUUGAAAACAGUCAAAAGUGCAAAUGAUCAACGACAAGAAAUUGAAUUAGAUUAUGAAGAAGGUCCAUUUACAACAGCUUAUCGUAAUGGUCAUUGGCUUUUAUUAGAUGAAAUGAAUUUAGCACCACCAAAUGUUCUUCAAGCAAUUGAACAAGCAUUGGAAUCGGGUGUAUUGACAAUACCAAAUAUUGAAGAUGAGGAUAAUGUUGAAGAACCACAAAAUCAAGCAAAACAAAAUUGUCGUAUCUAUCAAAUACAUCCAGAAUUUCGUCUUUUUGCAACACAAAAUCCAUCAGCAGGCAAAUAUAAAGACGCACGUGAUACACAAUCAACAGCUCUAUUAAAUCGUUUCAGUAUUUUUAUUGUUGAAGGGCCACAAAAUGAUGAGUUAGUCGAUAUUAUUACAAAUAGAUUAAAAAAUGAAAAAUUUCCUUUUGCAACUCAAACUACACAAAUGGUAAAUUUACAUUUGAGAAUCAUGGAAACCAUUAAAGAUAAUGAUUUCAAAGAACGAAAUAGAAACUAUUCUGAAAUAACCAUACGUGAACUUUUUCGUUGGUGUCAAACUUUAUGUGAUUAUGAAAAGAUGUUAAUUAAAUGCUCGCAAACAGUUAGUAAACUCACUCCUAACACAUUCAAUCAAAUUCUUACUGAACAAGCAUAUGCUAUUUAUGGUUUACGGUUUCGUGAAGAACAAAGUCGAAGUCAAAUUGCAAGAAUUAUUGAAAAUCUCUUUCGUUUCAGUCCAAUACCAUCGUCAAAAUUAUCGAUUGAAUAUCGUCCAAAUAAUAAUGCUGUUGCAUUUCUAUCCAAACAACGUUUAUUAUUACAAAUGCCAAUAGUUUUUCUCGAUCGUGUUCUUAACGAUUGGCCAUCACAUAUUAUGAAACCGAGUAAUAAUCAAGAGAUUACAAAAAUGAUUAAAAUUCACAAUUAUUUUUUUAAAUAUUUUCAUAAUGAACAUAUAACACAGAUUCAUAAUUGUUCUUAUGCAUUAUUCUGGUCAAUGAUAGAAAGACGACAUUCACAAAAUUUGACUCUAGCUGAAAUAAUUGUUGAAACUUAUACAAGUCUAUGUCGAGAUGAAAAACAACGAAUGGAAAUUAUCAAACAUAUUGCUGCAGAAUUUAGUGAACCUGAAACAUAUCUUUCAAAAUCGACUUCAUCACUUUCAUCUGCUCAUUCAUCAUUUUAUCUCGAUGAUGAAGCUAAUCGUAUUACACAAUUUAUUUUAGCAGCAUCACAAUCACAACCCAUUCUGAUUGUUGGUCCAGAAGGAUGUGGUAAAAGUCAUCUUGUUCAAGCAAUAGCUACAUUAACAAAUGUUCGUUGUCAACAUUUAUAUUUAACACCACAAACCGAACCGGCAGCUCUUGUCGGCUCUCUCGUACCACAUCCAAAAUUACCACGUUGGCAUGAUGGUGCUGUGAGCGAAGCGAUUACUAAAGGACAUUGGCUUAUUCUUGAAAACUUUUCUGAAGCAUCAUCAGCUGUUCUUGAACGUUUAAAUCCUGUUCUUGAACAACCACCUCAAUGGGUUAAAGUAGAAAAUAAUGAAACAGAACCUGCAUCAGUUAAUCCUAAUUUUCGUAUUAUUGCUACAAUGUCUCCACCAACUGGUCGAUUACAAAAUGCUUCAAUCGAAACAAAUCAUGAGCUUUCACCUGCUUUAUAUAAUCGAUUUUUAAUUAUUUAUUAUCAAGGCUUGAAUUUAUCAUCAUUAGAUGUCUAUAAAAAUAUGUUUACAUCGUAUUUUCCAACAAAUGAAAAACAACUCAUUAAUUCUGUUUGUGAAAAACUUCAUUCGGAACAAUUAACACCAAGACAAUUAGUUCAAUUUAUUGAUUGUGCAUUUAAAUUACAACAUUCAAAGAUUAUAACAGAACGCAAAAUAGAUUUACCAUCUGUUUUACUUUCAGCUUAUGAACUUGUUUUUAAUAGUGAUUCAACAAAAGCACGAACAUCAUCUGUUAAAUCAUAUUUAGAGAAAGAAGCAAAACAUGGUUCUAUAAAUUUUUUUGAUUUUUCGGUUCCGAAAAAAGUACGUGAAGAACAUCGUGAACAUAUUAUCGAUCCUGAUAAAACACCAACACGCUACGAUGCAGCUAAACGUCUAUGUGCAUCUGUUAUUUGUUCAUGUCCUGUACUUCUUGAAGGUCCUGCUGCAACAGGUAAAACAAGUUUAAUUGAAUAUUUGGCACAAUGUGAUAAUAAAAUUCCAUAUCGAGUUAAUAAUACAAAAGGUACAACUUUACAAGAUUAUUUCGGUUCAUAUAUGCCAAAUGGUGAAUUUCUAAACGGAGCAUUAUCUCGUGCUAUGCUUGAUGGAGAUUGGUUUGUUGCCGAUGAAUUUGAUUUAGCUGAACCAGCUGUAAUGAAUGUUUUGUAUCCAAUUUUGGAAGGUCAACAAUAUCUUACUGUACCAAAUACUGGUCAAACAUUAAUGGCACGUGAUGGAUUUCGUUUCUUUGCAACACAAAAUGGCACGAGUUAUAUCGGCCGAAAACAAUUACCAAAAACAUUACGUUCACGAUUUUUAGAAAUACAAUUUCAUUCAUUUACUGAAAAAGAACUUGAAUUUAUAAUUAUACAACGAAAAUCAACAUCCACUGUAUCAAAAUCAUCGGCAGCAUUCGAUGAUGAUUUGAAAAAAUUCGCACCACAAAUAGCAUCAAUGGUUACAAAUUUGAAUCGACAGAUCGAUGAGAAACAACAACCGCUUUUAGGAGCACCAAAACUUGGUCUAACAAUGCGUGAAGUUAUUAAAUGGAUCAAUCGAAAACAACGAAAAAUGGAUGUCGGUUGGGAUGAACAUGCAUUGAGAUUAUUAGAAUCACGUGUACCAAAAAAACUCAAUAAUGCGUUUAUUACAUGUCUACAAACUUCAUUUCCACAAUUGAUCGAUCCACAAUCUCAUGUUAAAAUUGAGGGUAAUCAAAUAUCACUUAAUCGUCCACCUUGUUUGGCAAUAUCAUAUGCAUUUGCUAAUUUCGACGCAGCAAUCAAUUUACAAUUAUCGUCAGCACCACAAAAUUUGUUACUUUCACUUUGGCGUGUCUUUGCCGCUGCUGAACAACAUGAACCAAUUCUUUUACUUGGACCAACUUGUUAUAAAUCCGAAUUGAUCAAAAUCUGGUCAAAAUUAAUGGCAAAAGAAUCCGAACUUUGUAUAAUUACUUGUUCAACAUCAACCGAAACAAGUGAUCUCAUCGGAUCGAUUAGACCGUAUACACAUGCUGAUGCUUUGGGUUUAUUAUUGAACUGUUUGAAUCAACUCUAUGAACGUGCGAAAAAGAAUCUAUCAAAAAAUGCUUCUGCAAUAGAUUUUAACAAAUUUACUGAAUUUCGUACAAAUUGUGAUGCAUUUGCUGAUGAUAUUGAUAAAUUUAUUAGUGAAAUCAAAAAACAACAAGAGAAAAAGAAAGUUCGAAAACAUCAAACAACAAAAAAUAUCGAACAACCAUCUGAACCAAUUGUUACAUCGGAAGAUAUUAAAGUCGAUUCUGAACCAAGUCAAACAAAUGAUUUCACACCUUUGCCAACAUUUAAUUUACCUCCGAAGUCGACGACAACAACAAAUCAAUUCAACAGUACGAAAAAACACUCCACUGACGAUGAUGACGAUGAAUAUUUUGAAAAAAUUUAUCAUACUAAACACGUUGUCGAUAUGAUGGUGAAUGAUCAAGAGGACGUUGAUCCAUUCGAAGUAAUAAGCAAUGAUCAAACUGAUGUUGAUCCAUUUACAAUAGUUCACAAUCAUCCUGAAGAAGAGGAUAUUGAUCCUUUCAGUGUGCCUACAUUCGUUCUAACAAAACCAGAAGAAGAAGAUGAAAUUGAUCCAUUUAGCACAGGUCAACCAUCACAACUUUCAGAUGAUGAAAAACUUUUAGAGUUUUUUAUGGGAGCACAAUCGGAUGAUCAAUCAACGACACAUGUUUUGACUUCUUUAUUUGGUACGAAAACCAAUCCAGUUGCUGAAGCAUUUCAAUCAAUUAAAAAUCGACUUGAAAUAAUUACUGCAGGUCUCGAUGACAUAUGUCGUAUUGGAUCGAAUGAAAAUGGUAUUCUUCUGAUAAAAGUUCGUUGUGAAAGUAUAAUUAUUGAAAUUGAACGAGCAAUUGAACAAGGCAAAUCAAAUAUUUUCUUAUUUCAAGAUGGUCCAGUUACAAGUGCUGUUAAAGAGGGUAAAAUAUUAGUUUUAGAAGAUAUGAAUGAACCAUCUCAAGCUGUUAUCGAACGUUUAAAUAGUUUAUUCGAAACUGAACCAUCAUUUGUUCUCUAUGAAGAUUUUACUGCUCAAGAAUCCAAAACAACAAAGAUCAAUCCACAACGCGCAAAAUUUCCAAUCUUACCAACAUUUCAAGUAUUUGCUACGGUACAUACAGAUGAAAAAACCGAAAAUCGUUUACAAUUGAGUGCAGCAACGCGUUCAAGAAUGACAGAAAUACGUAUUCAACCAUAUGAUAACAAUGAACUCAAACAAUUAGCGAUGAAAUCAACAGUGAAUACAAUUCGUGAUAAACAUAUUGAGAAUCAAAUGACUCAAAUUAUUAAUACUUUAGCUGAUAAUCUUGCACCACAACUUGCUCAAGCAAUGAAAAUUGAUUCAUUAGAUUCACGUCAUUUUGUUCGAUUUGGUGAAUGUUUACGUUUACAUCUUGAACAUAUGCCAAUCGAACAAGCAGCUGCUAUUUGUGUUAAAUUUUUAUUUCUUGAUAGUAUUAUUGAACCAAAACAAUCAACGACUUCAAAUAUACAUUCAACAAAUACAAUAUGGCAAAAAGUACUUACUGCAUUUAAAUGUGAAAAGAAUUUUCUACCAACAGAUGAAAAAGAUAGUGCUACAACUGAAGAAAAAGAUUCUAUUACAACUGAUGGAAAUCUUGAAAAAGUAGGUGUUUAUAAAGAUCUAAGUCAAUGGUGUACAGUCGAAGAAAUGACAAUAGUCGAUACAGAAACAAAACAAUUACGAACACAUUGGGGUUUACGAUUGAAGUCAAAUAAUUUAAUAGCACCAUUUGCACCAAAAAUAAAAUCACGUCCUGAAAAUCUUCGUUUUUCUCUUGCUCUGACAAAAUCAGUUUUAAAUAAUAUAUCACGAAUUAUAUUUUCAUUACAUUCAUCCAAUCGACAAUUACUUGCUGGUCCACCAGGUGUUGGUAAAACAAAAAUUAUCGAAGUUUUAGCUAAAAUGUUAGGUUACGAGGUUGUUCGUAUUAAUUUUAGUAGUAAUACAGCAUUUGAAGAUCUUAUUGGUUCAUUCGUACCACGUGUUGUUAAUGGUCAACGAUCAUUUGAAUUUCAAGAAGGUCCAUUAUAUACAUCAUUGAAAAAAAAUCGUCGAAAUACAGUUAUUCUACUCGAUGAAUUAAAUUUAGCACGUAAAGAAUUAUUAAAUCAAUUGAUGCCAUUAUUUGCUAAUGAAAAUGAAUUAUUCAUACCAGCAUUAGCGAAAUCAAUUCCAAUUGAUGGUUCAAUUAUUGUAGCAGCUAUGAAUCCGACAUCGAUUGGUGGUGGACGAGAAAAAUUACCUCGAUCAACUCAAGCACAUUUUAUUCAAGUUCAAUUAUCUACAUUUGAAGUACGUGAACUGAUGUAUAUUACAAUAUCAUUAUUACAUUCGCAUUUGGUUGCUGGUUAUUUAACAGAAAAUUUAGUUGAAAAAAUCAAUAUGUUUCAUUAUGAAAUAAGUGAAAAAGCUCGAUUGCGACAGAUUGGACGAAUUGGUGGACCAUAUGAUUUUAAUCUUCGUGAUAUAGAAAAACUAUCGAAAUUAAUUGCUGCACAUUCUCUUACACAUCGUGCUCAUAUGAAUAUUUCAGAAGGAGUAACAUCAACAACUACAAAUAUAAUAGAUGAUGAUAAUCUACGUAAAAUUGAAGAACAAAAUAUUAUUCGUAGUCUACAAGUUUAUCUUGACAUUGUCUAUGCUUCUCGAUUUGAAUAUGUUCAAGAUCAAAAUUUAGUUCGUGAGAUGAUUCGACAAAAGUUUGCAUUGGAUACGAGUUCAACUACUAAGAUAGUUAAUAAUCGCAAAGAACUUAUUGAUAGUGAUUUAAAUCUACAAGGUUAUGCACGUCUUGGAUUCGUGUAUAUUGAAAAGAAAGAGUAUCAAUCAGUUUAUCGGCCUUUAGUUCAUAGUCAACGAACAUUAGAAAAAUUACAAUUAUUAGCAGCAGCUACAGUUAGUAAGGCAACUGUUUUAAUCGAAGGUGGUGAUUGUUCAGGUAAAACAGCACUUGUCUGUGAAUUAGCUCGAAUAUGUGGACGACGAUUACUUGUUCUUAAUUUAAAUCAUGAAACAACAACAUCUGAUUUACUUGGUUCAUGGACAGUAAUCAAUAAAAAUUCGUAUGAAAAACGACGAAAACAAACUAGUGAACAAUUUCUAAAUGAUAUAGUUCGUUUUGCAUUAGCAGUUCUCAUACCAUUAUCACAGCAGUUUUAUGAAGCAGAAAAAUUGAUUCGAACAAUUAUAAAUUUGAUUCACCAGUGGGAACAUGAGAAGAGUAAUCAAGCUGAAGAUGCUUUUCAACGAUGCCGUUUAUUAUUGGAAAAUGAAUUGGAACGUGCAAAUCGAAUACAUAACGAAACAAUUGCAAAAGAAAUUGAAAAUUAUCUGGAUAUACUCGAUCGAAUUGAAGAUGAAUUUAAAUUAAUAAAAAAUCUUGGCGAAGGAUUGACAUUUACUUUCAAUAAAGGACCAUUAAUACAAGGAAUGGAACGUGGAGAUUGGAUUCUAUUAGAUAAUAUUAAUUGUGCACGUGGAGAUGUUAUUGAACGUUUAAAUUCUUUAGCUGAAGCUGAUCCAACAUUAACUUUAUAUGAAUCCGCUGAAGCACAAGAAUAUAGUCGUAACAAUGGAAUACAUAAAGAUUUUCGAUUAUUUGUAAUCGCCAAUAAUAAUCGAAAAAUGGCGAAUAAAUUAUCUAGUGCUUGGCGAAAUCGGUGUUUGAUUAUUCGAAUGCAACCAUUAGAUGAUGAAUUGAUUUUUGACAAUAUUAAACAACACGAUCUAGCUGACAUAGUUAAAGGAGAAUUGCAAGGUAUUAACGGUGGACAAGAACUAGCACAUACAUUGUUACGAACACAUGCAUCAGCAAAAAAAUUAUCAAAUGAAAAAGAAUUACAAUUUAUUACAUCUUAUCAAUUAUCCUAUCAAAAUAUUAAACGUUCAGCACGUAUAUUACGAACAUAUGUUUCGAAUAAACAUGAUCCAGUAUUUGCUUUAAAACCAGCUAUCUUUCGAAGUUAUCUUGAUGCUAUAUUGAAUAUUAGUGGUAAAGCUUCUUUAAUUAAAGCAUUGGCUCAACAUUUAUUGGAUUCUGAAUUAAAUAAAACAUCUUAUACUACUCUACCAAUGUUGACAAUGGAUGAUCGACAACAACAAAUGGCUUGGUAUGCUCCAGCACAAAAUCUUCAUGAAUUGAUUGCAUCUGUUGAAGAAUGUACAAUUGAUCUUCAUCUUAAAAUAAUCAAUAAUCAUAUGUAUGAGGACAUAUGUAAAAAACAAGAAUUUAUUGAUUAUGGUGUAAAUUUACUUGAUUAUCUUCAACCAUUAGUUAAAACUAAGCAAGAAAAUGAAUCAGAUGAAGGACUCUAUUCACAAGCAUCAAUGAUUCGAUCAAAAAUUUUGAUAGAUGAUGCACAACAAUCAAUAGUAUUCAGUUCUGAUUUGAAAAAAUGGUUAUCAAAAACACAUCAGUAUUUAUAUUCGAACAAAAUCAUACUCUCAUUCGAUAAUAUUGAUGAUUCAUUAAAUUUAUUAGAUGUAACUAUUAAAGAAUGUUACAAACGAAUUCUUGAAUUUGCUCAAGAAACAUCAUUUAUCGAUGCACAACAUCGUCUUACGGAGUUACAACAAGUGAAUAAUACAAUUCAUCAACUUUCAUCAUUAUCAAGAAAAUUACAACUUAUUUGUAAAUUAUCACAUUCAUCAAAUACACUCAAAUGGUGUACUCAGAUUCAAGAGCAUCUUAAUACACUUUUAAUUACUGAAACAUAUAUGAAAUGGGUCGCUUUUCCAUGUCAACCAAUGGCAAAGAAUGAUUUACAUAUUGUUUCACAAACACAAGAAUCAAUUCGUCAACGUAAUCAAAUAAAUUUAGACAACGAUGAUAAUGAAUUUAAUUCAGCUUUAAAAUUAAUAAAUGUUCAUCUACAAAAAGUACAAUCAAUUCCAAUAAUUUCUUCAGCUGAUCAACGAUUGGAUAUUAUCUUGAAAUUAUAUCAAUAUUUAUCCGUUAUGGAAGAUGACAAAUAUAUUUUAUUAGCUGCUUCAAAAUUAGAAUUAAAUGUUGCAUGUAAACUUGCUAUGAAUUUCAUGAUUAAACCACAAUUCAUUGAAAAGAUGGAUGAACAACAAACAUUAUUAAAUUCUUCGAAUUUACUUGCUAGUUUAAAUUGUUUAUAUUUUAUUCAUACGAUUCUUCAUGAUAUCUAUACUGAACUAGUAUCAUGUCAUAGUCAGCUCGAUAAAAUCACUCAUCAAUAUGAUUCGGAAAAAGCAAAAUUAAUCGAUAAUGUGAGUGAUAUCGAUUAUGAAAUUGAAAAGAUUUGUGAAAAACGAAAACGAUUAUUCGAACCCGAAUCAAGUGAAGAAACAAUUAAUGUCGACGAAGAAUUAACUAAGCUUCAAGAUGAAGAAAGCAAAUUAGAACAUAAAAAAGCAAUACAUUUGAGUACAUUGAAAGCGAUUGAACAUCUAUAUAAAAAUGUAUUUACUUUAUUUUUACCGUUACGAGAAAGUUUAAAAAAAUUCCAAGCAAACGGAUGGCUACAAACUAUACGUGAAUAUGGUCGACGUCGACAAGAAAAUAGUAUUACUGAAUUACUUGAAAGUAUAUCACAAAUUUAUAUAAAAGAAUAUGAUUUAAAUCAAACUUAUUCAUCUUCGAAUAAAAUUGAUGAAGAAAAUAAACAAUUAAAAUCUGAUGUUUUACGACAAUUUGUUUUUAAUCAGAUAAAUUUCGAUGAUAUAAAUACAUCACAUGGACGUUCGAGUCUGACUACCAUGCAACUUAUUUAUCCAAAUUUAUUUCAACAAAAUAUGUUAAUAUAUAUUUUAAAAGAAGAUACAUUAGCAUCAAUAAUCAAUAAAUGUUUGGAAUCAGAAACUACAAUAGAUAUUCUUAUCAAUGUACAAUUAACAAAUCUUUUACUUGUUGAUAAACGUAAAUAUAAUCGAUAUUCUACAAAUGAAACAGGAGUGGCACGUUUAAAUGAGCAACUCAUUCUUCGACAUUUUGCUAUCGAUUAUGGAAGUGCUCAAGCACCACUUGAUGAUAUUUUUAUUCAAUUUGCUGAUCGUUUUAUUAACGAAGUAAAGCAACGAUCUAUGAAUACUGAUAUAGAUACUCAAAGAAAAAUUAUUCAAAUUGAAAUUGAUGCCACUAUGUUUCAUUUUGCUUUACCAUGUCUAGUUGAAAAGAUAUUUCAACAUCGAAAUAUCAAUGAUAUUGAUAAUUUAAUAAUCGAACCAAAUCAUAUUGAACAAUUGAAUCGAGACAUUCAAGGAUGGAUACAAGAACAACGAUUAGCAGGUACAAUUCGAACUGAACAACAAAUCUACGAAAAUCAAGUUGAAAAUGAUAUUCACAAAGAUAUAACAUUCUUCUUAAAUAUUAUCGAACAAUCAGAAAUUAUUGGAAAACAAACAUUAGCAUCAACAGAUAUUAAUAUUCGAGAACUUUUUAAAACAGUUACUAAAGCAAGAACAACUCUCAUACGACCAACUAUUGAAAAACUUGAGAAAAAAUUAGAUGAAACUUUACUCAUGUGUGUACCUAAAGAACCAAUUGCUAAAGCACGAACAUUAGCUAUUGUUGAAGGAAAACAAUUCCGUUAUCCAGUUUUAAAUCUUUUGAAACCCCAUCUUUCGGAUUCUGAAACAAAAUUUCAUGCAUUUAUUUCAACAUUUAUCGAUCGUAUACAUAUGAUACAAGCAAAAUUAUUACAAAUCCUUUUAAUACAUCGAUCAAAUAUGAAUGAAAUCGAUCUUUAUAAAAAAUCACAUCAAAUAUCAAAAUUAUUAAUUUCAAUUGUUGAAUUUGUUAUGAAUAAUAUUGAUGCAUAUGGACUUAAAAUAUCAGUUGAAAAUUUCUAUGAAAAUAUUAAUUCAUUUGAAGGUGAAAUUCUCAAACAAGUAGCACAUGCACAAUUUAAAACAGAAGAAGAAUUAACAGUAGAAGAUACUACGAACUUUAAACUAUUUACUAGAAUUGAACUAGAAAAUGCUAUUCAACAUGUUGCAACAGAUCCAACUGCAAAUAACAAUGUUACAACAGAUCCAAUAAAUAUUGGUCAACGAGAAACAAAAUUAGUUAAAAAGAAUGCAGAAGAAACAAUGCUUGAACGUCAAAAUGAUGAAUUAUCGAAAGUUGAAAAAGAAUUAGAACAACUAAGACAAUUGGCUAAACAGAAUGGUCUAUCGAGAAUACAGUAUGCAAUUGUUAUGUUACUCAUGGAAUUGAACGACAUAAAACGUAAUAAAACUGUAUUGAAUGAAGUAAGUUUAUUGAAAUGGCGAAAUUAUCCAAAACAAUUACAACGUCGAAUUGCAAGUGAAUCUAUUGAACAUAAGAAAACAGAUAUUUUCAAUAUAAAACGAGUAAAAUAUGAAAAAUCACUGGAUAUUAUAUCGGAGAUGCUUGAGAAAACCAUAAGAUAUCCAAGUCAAACCGGAUAUCGAUUUUCAGAUGAUCGAGAUAAUCUUUUGGCUUUAGUGAAAUCUUUAACAGAUGAAAAAUGUUCAGAGAAAGAAUCGGUAUUAGAAUUUUUAACUGAUUAUUUUCAUCAACAAACAUUUGAAUCAAUGUGGGCAAAUGUUGAAAAAUUAAUCUAUGAGUUUUGUUUACCAACUGAACAAAAUUUAUCAGUUCAAUUGAUUAUUGAUAAUUUAAAAAAUUUAAUGGCCAUAUUUAUCUUUCUUGAUUCGACUUCAUUAGCCGAAAUAUGUAAAGAAUUAUUACAAUUUUGUCAAGAACAUGCACAUGAUCAAACUGAACAAUUUCAUUUACCAGCACCGAAAUUAGAACUACUUCGAACAAAAACAUUGGAGAAUGCUAUUCAACAACGAUCAACACAAUUACAAAAAUUAAAUCCAUGCGAUAAAUCAAAACUUGUAUUGAUUUCGUCAGAUGAUGAAGAUAAUCAAACAUAUGAAUUGAUACAUAUUUAUCCACGUCUUAUUCGAUUGUAUGAACAACAUAAAACUCUAACACGAAUCUUGCAUGAUCAAUCAAAUUAUAAUCAAUCGAUAGGUAUUCAAUUAUCUUAUCUUCGAUUAUCCGAUUGUAUUGCUCUUCUAUUUCCUGAAUUACCCAUACUAUUCAUGAGUUCACUCCAAUUAGAUAAAUUUGAUUUUCAAACUGUUCAUCACUUCGAAACUUAUUUGUCUAGCAAUGAAUUUCGAACAUCGAUUAAAGAAUUGUACGAAAAACGAUUCAUAUUACAAAGUACGACAGGUGAAUCUAUAUCAUUACUUUCUAGCAAUGCUGAAACAGCCAGUCAAACACUCAUAGAAUCUAUGAAGAGUGUUGUUCAAACAAUGGCAACAGCUGCAAAAACCGAAGAUAUACGUAAACAUUGGUUUUAUCAACUAUUCGAAAGUAACGAAUAUCAUUCGUUUUUUGCAUUUGAAAUACAAUCAUUCUUGAGUAAUUUAUUCGAUGAAAUGAAAGAUAAUUUAUCUACAUUCAAAGAUAAAUUAGACAAUACUGGAAAGACUAUAGCAACAAACUAUUUGAAAUUUUCCGAUUUAAUUGUUGUUGAAUACGGACAAGAACUUCAAAGAUGUAGAUCUAGAAAAGUAACAGCUGAAAAAGAAUUCAAUGGAUUACUAUCUAACAGUUAUAGACGAGAAGAAUUGGAAAGAAAUGCGAAAGAGGCUAGAAAUGAAUACAACAAAGUUGAACGAGAUUAUCAAAUUCAAUUGAAUACUGUAGCCAACGGACAAAUACGUCGAUUAUUAGAAAUAAAUCGUAAAUUACAAGUCAAAGGAAAUGAUUUACCAUUGGAAAUAAUUGAAAAAAUAGAAAAUCGAAAACGCGAAGGAAUAGAAACUCAAGAAAAACGACAAGUUUACACAUCAAGUGAAUUCUAUGCAUAUUUAUUUCAAUCGAAAACAGCAUUACUAACACUUGAAAAACCAAAAUUUGAACAAGUAACAUCUCGUGUUCAAGUAUUUAUUAAACAACUCACUCAAGAGCUGACACAAUGUUAUGAUGAUUAUCAAAAAGCUCUUUUAUGGCUUCAAUCAGACGAUAGUUUAUAUAAAAUAUUUCAUAAUUAUCUUCUUGCUUACAAAUUAAUACAUACUCAAUUAUUAAAUUCCAUACAAAAUUGGUUACAUGAUAUCAACAGUCAACGUAAUUUAUAUGUACAACAAAUGGAAAGUAUGAUAAAUCAAACAAAUACACUCAUUUUUGAGUCAUUAGAUAUUAUCGAACCGAUUAUUAAUGCAUCACAUAUCGCAUCAAUUCCUACAAAUAUGGAAACAGUUCAUCAAGCAGUACAAAAACUUAGUCAAAUCGCUUUUCAUAUUGAUGAGUUUGCUAAUACUGCACGUGUAGUUUAUUCAUCAAAGGUACUCUCGAUUUUAUUACAAUAUUGUGCUAGUCUAUAUGCACGUAUCGCAAUUUUUCGUAUUCAAUUAUUUAAAACUCAACAAACAAACUCAUGGGUAUUUGCACAAUUGAAAACAAUGAAAAUUAAAAUCGAUGAUCAUUCAUACGAAUGGGAUGAUCAUAUGAAAAGAUUAAUAAUUCUUAGUGGAUAUCGUGAACGUUCAGAUUUACCUGGUACAACUUUACCUGUUGAUGAAUAUUCAUUGAAAGAAUUUCAUAAAUCUCUAUCUUAUGAUUUUCCAAUCUUACAACAUAGUUUGAAACUUCGAUAUACACAUGCAUUCAGUGAAAUAUGUUACAAUCCAGCAGCCAUAAUUGAUAAUAUAGAACGCAAAAUGAGAGAUCUUCUACAAAGUGGUGAUUGGAAUGAUAGUGGACGUAUCACAGAGUCAACAUCGAAGACAUAUCCUUUGGCACAAGUUAGUUAUAAUUUAAAUGUUCUUGUUAACAAUACUCAAUGUUUAAUAUUAAAAAUUCUCGAAAAUCCUACAGAUACAUUGGAACAUGAAACAGUAAAAAAUUUACAACCAUUUCUUGAAAAUUUAAAACGUGUUAUUCAUUUAUCAUGCUCAUCAUCAUUGGAGACAAUGCAUGCUGAGUUCUUAGAUUAUAUUCACAAAGAUUAUUUAGAUCUAUUAUUAGAACAAGGACUUAAAUUUAUCAAAUUUUUAUUCGAUGAACGAAAGAAACUAAUCGAACCAUUAAGUCAUAUACGACCGGUAUUAGAAAAUUUUGUAGAUCAAUUCAUUUUAUUCUUUAUUCAAUUACUUCAACAAGAACAACAAAAACAAAUAGAUUUCUUACAAAAAGAAUAUAAUAAUACUAUUAAAACUCGUGUAAAUUUUGAAGAUAUUCAUUUACUUGAAACAUUAUCUAAAGCAAAUUUAAUUCGUCUAUUUCGACAUAUUGAAAAUAUCGAUGAACAAAUUGAUUGGCACAAUCAAUUAGCACAAUUUCUUAUUCAAGGUUGGUUACAAGCAUCAAAGAUUCUUCGUGCAUUUGCUGCACCAUCCAAUGGAGAUCAUGAUUCAACAUCAAAACGAUUACGUUAUUCAUUUGUUUUCAAAUUAUUAAAUGAUGAAGGACAACAAAUAUUUAUAUUUUUAAAACAAACAAUUGGUCAAUUGAAAGAGAAAUAUCCAAGAAUAGAAAUGCUAAAUGAUGAACCUGUGAUUGUUUAUCUUAUUCGACUGACUAAAUUACUUCGUUAUGAAUUAUUACGAAUGUCGACAGUAAACUUAAAAGAACUGAAAAUUGAAUUGAGUAAAACAGUUCGUAACACUUUACGACCAAAUUUAUUGCAAAUUCAAUCAAUAACUGAUGAUUGGAAUAAGGAAAUGAAUCUCUUAUUAUUACAACGAAAAAAAAUCAAUGAGUCAUUGGUGCAACAAUUAAUGGAUCGAUAUUCGACCAGAGUUCUAACAAUCGAAGAAGAAAAUAAACGUUCACAACAAGAUUAUGAUUUAAAGUGUCGACAAGUUCAGGAAAGAAUUAAGCGUACGAAACAACUCUCAACUGAUAUAUUUAAUGGUGUCAAACUCAUUGGACAACUCUUACAUGAAUCAAAAUUUAAAACAAAUAAUUUCGAUAUUGACAAUGCUGAGACAAUACUUAGUGAUGCUAUACAAGUUGUAAGACGAUUACUUAAAAUUCAACAAUUAAUUCCAAAACAAUGUCGCCUAGAUGAUGACAAAGAAGGCAAAGAAUUAAUGAAUAUGAUUCGCAUAGAAUCGAUUCAUGUUGAAGUUAAAGAAGUACAAUAUGGAGAAAAUAUACCUCGACAUACAAGAGGAACAUGGGUAUCCGAUUGGGAUAGUCGAAUUGAACUUGUUCAAGAAGGACAUGAUGGAGAAAUGAUUCAAGGCGAAGUGAAGUCAUUGGAUCACACAUGUUUCUCAAAAGCUGUGAAAAAUUUAUUUUCAUAUUCAAUGCCUAUACCAUCUGAUGAUAGUUCUGCUACAUCAUCGAAACCUUGGACCUUAGAACUAUUGGCGGGUAAAGCCAGUAGUGAUGAAUGGACGAGGAUGGCUCGUAUACCUCUCGAUCUUCUCAAAUCUCCAUUCUACAAUGAACAAAAACAAACAUAUAAAUUCGGAUAUUAUAAGACAGGUACAAUCAUUUUACGUUUUACGCCAAAUAUCAAUAUCGGUAUCUUUGAUAUACCUGUCGAAGAUGUUUUCAAAAUGCCAAUUGGACCAGUUACUACAACUGAGGGAACAGAAACAGUUGUAAGCGAAGAUCCAUUUCUUGCUUUACGAAUACAAUAUCAAAAUUUCACUUCUUCUGAAAGAAAGAGAAAUCUUGAAAAAUGGUUAAUGGAUCUCAAAAUUAAGUGUGCAGAAAUCGAAUCUAAAAAAUCAAAUGAAUACGACAUGCCACGAGAGCCCCUUCUCAAAGAUAUACCUCCUCCAGAAGCAAAAAAUGAUGUACCAGCAGUUGCAAUGAGAGCAGAUACUCAAAAAUUGAACGUAUCAAUGCCACCUACACAUCAUUAUCUAAUGACUGAACUUCCAUCGAAAUAUGAACAAUUAGAUAUAAUAAUUAUUCAAACAAUAGAUGUAUUGAAUAGUAGUAUUAAUGAUAAUGAACUCGAUAAAAUUCAACAUGGUAUCGUCCGAAGAUUUGAUUCAGCUGAUGAUUUAAAACAAGGAAUAAAAAUCUUCAAAGAGACUUUUCGCUUCGAUAAAUUAGUAGCCACUCUUUUGAACCUACAUAAUACAUCGAUAAAAAUACAAAAAAGUGUCCAAUCUGGUCAAGAAUUUCAACAAACAUUAAACAGAAUACUUAAUUAUUUAAAACGAUAUGGUUUUCUUAUACAAUUGUCUGACAAUGAAGGUACAAUAUCCAAAGAAGCAAUCGAUAAACUUUAUACAGAUCAAAUGAAUAUAUUACUUAGUGAUGGAAGCUCAUUAGCUCAAAAAGAAUUGAACUUCGAACAUUCUGAACAAGCUCUUAAUCAAAUCGAAACAAUGAAACAAUAUUGGCUUGAAAAAGAUCAACAGAUAUUAAUCGACGAGAAACAAUUUGAUGCAUGUCGAAGAAUUACUGAAGAAGCUAUUACUCAAAUACAUGAACGAAAGAAACAAAUCCGCUCAACACUUCAACAACCACCACAUAUAACGAAUCUAACUGAAAUCAGUAAAGCAGUUAAUGUUAAGUCACUCGUAAAAUCGACUGGUUCACCAUCAACUAAUAAAAUAACAAUUAAUAAACAGGAUGGUGAAUAUUUUCCAUCACAAUCAUCAAUAAUCGUACAAUUUGAACAAAUUAUUCAAAAUUGGCCUUAUGCACAACUCAAAACAAAAACACUUGAAAUUAUCAAUAACACUGAUGAUGAAAUUGAUUUUGAAAUAUUAUCUAUAUCACAAGAACGUUCUCUGUCCGUAUUUACUAUUAAUCAUUCAUUAUCAACUAUUGAACCACAUGAUUCGAAUAAUCUCAAGAUAAUUCCUAAUAGUGAAGUAAAUGAAGGUAAAUAUCGAGAAGAAUGGCAAUUGAAAUUAGCAAAUAAACGAUUAUCCAUUGUGGUAAUACUUUGUUGUGAAAUAAAAGAAUUUUAUAUUGGUAUUGAUUUACCAUUAAUGGAAACAAAAAUCGAUGAUCAGUCGCCAAAUCAAAUAAAAACCUUUGAAAUUAAUUUCGGUACAGUUCUUGCAUGUCCUCGUUCGCAAAGAUCUCAUUCAUUCACAAUUGAAAAUCCAAUGUCACUUGAUCUUCGAGUUAAAUUACGUCGAGAAAAUGGUGCAACUGGUAAAUUUGAUAUUGAUAGUAAACAAAUGGAUUUUUUUCUAUUUGCUUAUGAAUCAAAAGUAUUAACUAUUGAUUGGCAUAUUCAAGAUGUAAUUCAAGAUUCCAAAUGUAUCUAUGAAAUCUACUUUAGUAAAGAUUUCAAAUAUCGAAUUAUUUGUUUGGGUAAAAUACGAAAGAUAUCCUAUGAUAUUAUGCAUAACUCAAUACGUUUAACAGAAAAACUAUAUCGUACUGAAUUACCGCCAUGUCUUCCUAAUACAACUCAUCACGAAGAAUUGAUUAUACACAACAAGGGUGAAGUCAAAAUGACUAUGGAAUCGAAAGCUGAAAAUAUACCAACAGGUGCAGUUAUUACUAGUUUAUCACAUAAUCGAGCUGUUCUAGAACCAAAUGCAUCUAUUACAUUAAAAUUGGAAUUACAAGUGAAUAAAGCACAUUCGACUCUUGAUAACAUUGUAAAUCUAGUUUUUCCUGGUGCAACUCAACGACCAUCGUUUAAAUUAAUACUGAAAACAUCAGCUGGUUGGCCAGAAUUAGAUCAAGAAUUAUUAAAACCUUUGAAAACGUUAGAAGUAAAAGAAGAUGUGAAUGAAAAAAAAGAUCAAAUUGUUUUAUUCAAUAAAGGUCUAGUUGAAAUGUUAAUCGAUGAAAUACAUUCAACAUCUUCGCAUAUUUCAAUUGAUGAUUCUAAUCCAUAUCCACGUUCGAUAUUGCCUCGUCAAAAGAUCGAAUAUCAGUUUAUUUAUAAAGUUCAAAAGAAAUUGGCUGCAUUCGAUUGUGAGUUUAUACUUAAAACGAAUUGUAAAGAAGAAAUUCAACGUAUUUCAUUUCAUUGUAAACGUUUGGCACCUAUUAUCACUAUUGAUCAAAAUGUUCUCCAUUGUGGUACAACAACACCACUUACAAAACUUCCACCAUUCAUAAUAACAAUAAAAAAUGAUGGACAUUUACGUGCUCAAUUAGAAUCCGAGUCUUAUGAUGAUGAAGUCAUUUCUUUCAAAAUCAAUAGUAAUAAUAAGAGCGUUGCCAUAGCUCCUGUUCAUUCGCGACCAAUUAAAUGUAUUGUAGAGAUUAAAAAGAACGCACCAUUAGGAGAUUUCAAGAUAGAUGUACCACUAACAGUUCGAUCGGCAACAGGUCUAUCGAAGAAAUACAAAUUGAUAGUUACUGGUCGAGUUAAACCAACAGAUGCAUUGAAGGGACCAACUUUACCAAUUGAUCUUCCACCAUCAUCAGAACAAAUAUCACAAUCAACGACUGGAAAACGAUUGAUGCAAUUACUUGAAGAUGAUAGUAAUUCAUAUCGACAACGUGCAACAACUGCUAUUGCUCCAAUUAUUAUUCAACUUGAUGAAUUAAUACAUCACGAACCCAAAUAUUCCGAUAUUCCAGAUAAUUUAACAUGCGAGCAAAUUCUAUCGGGUCUCGAAUCAGAUGGACAUGAAAUAUCCUCAUACACAAAUGCAAUUCAAGAAAGUAUUAAACAAACAUUUGAUUUAUUUUCACAAAAACAUUGGAGUGAAUUGUACAAAAAUAUCGACACAAUGUUAAAUGAACAAUUAACACCAGCCAUCAUUGGUUCACCACAUAAGAGUGAUUCAGAAAAUCUGUUAUUACCUCUGGAAUGUGCUGAAAAAUUAUCGGUCCUUUUCGAAGAACACUCACAAAAUAGUGAUGAACAAAUUUUAGGACGUUUAUUAGAAUAUGAAAAACAUUCUUUCAAAAAAAAUAACAACGAUCACACAGCUAAAAAACGUCUACUUGAUUAUACAACAGAAUUAAUUAUGAAUCAAAAUAAAAAAUUGACUAGUAAAGAGAAACAACAAAUGAAAAUGCUAACAGAUAAAGUCGCCGGUACUGUACAAAAUAUCGAAGAAAAAGGUCGUCCUGAACAAGCAUUCAGUAAUCUUUUAUUUGAAAUGGCAACUGAAACAAAUCAUAAUUCAUUAUAUUUUCUCGAUCAAAUCUUACAAUUAGCAGCAAAUGAAAAACCAGUUAAUGAAAAGAUUAUUUUACAAAAAUUAUACGAAUCAGAUGUAUCAUUAGCUGAUACUGAACUUGUUACACAAGCAAUUACGGCUUCAGAAAAUUCACUCUCAGCUAGUUCAGUGUUUGAUUUUCUUCAAACACAUUUAGAUGAUUCCGAUGAAACAAAGAAUGCUAUUGAACUUAUGAAAUUAGGUGAAAAAUUUUCACAUGAUGAUUAUCAACCAUCAGUGAAAGACAUUACGACAUUGCCAUAUGUUGUUGCUUCAUUAUCAUCGGAUUUAGAUACGAAAGAACAAGAAACUAUUCGUGUUUUUCAACGUCUUAUUUCAAAUUUAACAAAUGGAGUCAAAAAACUAGCCGAUCGUAGUUGUGAUUGGUCUAAAUUUAUUGAAGAUCUGUGUGCAACACUCAGUCUACAUCUCGAUUCAACAAUUAUUGAUUCAUUAAGAACUGUUCUAACUAUCGUUCUAUUAACAGAUCGAACAUCCAUUUGUGAUAAUCAAACUUAUAUUAAUAUCAUUUCAGCUAUGUUAAAUUUUGGUAAUGAUCGUUGUCGAACUUUAUCAUUAGAUUUGAAAAAAUUAAACGAACAAAAAGAUCCAUUUGAUCUUUUCGAAACAAUAUUAUCAAUAACAUAUUAUUGUCGUCGAUUGAAACCAACACAAACUACAUGGAUAAAGAUUAUUCGAGAAAAAAUAGCGACAUUUCGUUUAGGACAUUUUUCAUCAGUGUCAACUACCAAAUUUCUUACAACACUUGAACAAUCUCUUCUAGAAGAAUUAAAACUAACUGAACAUAGGAAAUUGCAUGAUAAUCUAACAGCUAUAUUAUCCGACGUUCAAAAAAGUAAUAUUCUUGGAAUAAUGCAAAAUGUUUCUGAACUAUGCGAUUUAAUGCAUCCUGAAGAUACCGAACAAAAAGCGAACAGUGCGUUCAUACAAAUCAUUUCGAAUAUUGGUACAGUGACAAUAACACAAUUAGAAGUAUUAGAAUUAGGUGUUCAGUUAACUAGUCGUCUGAAUGAUGGUAUCAUUGGACGUACGAUUCUUGAUCAUCUUAAUACAUUAUUAGAUUCUUAUCAAAAUUUAAUACCAAUUAUGAAUGGUGAAUUAACUCGAUCAAAUAUAUCAACAUUAGUUGAACAAACUAUUGAAUGUGUUCCUGAUGAAACUACAAAACAAGUUCUAAGACCAAUUUCAAAUGUAUUAAAUAGAUUGAAUACUACUGAACAUGUAACUAUGGGCACUAUUGUUGAACUUCUUGAUAUUAUACCAGAUCAACAUUUGUCUGAACAUAUUAAAUGUAUCUUGUUAACAGCACCAGAGAUACUUAAUGGUAAUAUCAAACAAUCUGUGAUGGAAUUAGCACAGCAAAUAAUCAGUGAAGAAUUAUCAGAUGUCAGUGAAAUUAGUUUAAAUAAAAUAAUUGAUCAAGGCAUGUCUGAACCAACAAAAGCGCUAAAAUCAAUUUCAGCUUUACUUCCUGACGGUCUUCGACUUGGAUUUAAUUUUGGUAUUGAACAAUUGUCAUCAUCAAAAAUAUCACAAGAACAAAUAAUUAGGAAUGUGUCUGAAUUAUAUAAUAGAGAAACAGCAAAUGCUUUAGAAGUCUCAUUUAAUGUUUUGGCUUCAUUGAAAACAGACAAAUUACAAGCUUUGAAAUACCUAUUAAAAUUGGUACCAAAUGAACGUGCACAGACAAUUUUUGAUACUCUCGAACAUAUCGAUAAAUUAGAAACAUGCGACAUAAAAGAUGUUGUUUUAACAACAUUAGAAUUGGCAUCUAUCAUAGCACCAAAGAAGAUGUCUGAAACAUUUGAAACUGUCGGUAAUGUUUAUGAGAAAAUAGUCAAUCAUCAAGAAAUUGAUGCUGUUAAAGAUGCACUUCGACUCAUUCCAUUUGUUCCAGAACAAGCUCAUAAUGUAAUAGAAUCAUUAACAAAAUUAACGAAACAAGAGAUAACAGCAGAAAAUGUACUUGGUUGUGCAUUUGAUGCAACAAUGAAUAUUGUUGAUGAGAAAACAGCAAAAGCACUAGGUACAGCACGAAAUAUUAUCAAUCAAAUACAAAAUCGUGAUAUUCAAGGUGCAGUUCAUUCAAUUGCAAAUGAAUUCUUUCCUGAAUAUGCUACAAAAAUUGAUACUGCUAUGGAAAUUGCAAAUUCAACCGCUCACAUCCUAUCACAAACAAAUGAUCCUUUACAAGCAUUGAAUAGUCUUUUGAAUAAUAAUAAAUUAAAGUCACAUUUACCUCCAGAAAUUCAAAAUGUCUAUGAUAUAGCUCAAGAGCUACGAACAGUAAUUGGUCAUAAAGAUAUGGCAAAAGAAGAACUAGCGAAAUGUGCAUUAAAAUUAGGAGCAUCAUUUUUACCACCACAACAUGCCGAGAAAGUAAAUGGAGUCGUUAAUUUAAUCGAUGCAAUUCGUUCUGAUGAUCCACAAAAAAUAUUAGAUCAGUCAUUAAAUGUCGCUGCGACUUUUCUUCCACCAGAAGUAAACAAUAUUAUUCAACCAGUCAUACCGGCAUUACGCAAAAAACUCAACAAAGAAAAGAUUAGUUAUGAAGACAUUAUUGAUAUUGCUGGUUCCUACAUUGGUGGAAAAGGACAACAAAUACUUAAUGGUGCUAAACCUUUGGUGUCAGCAUUAAUAAAUGGAAAGCGUCUGUCAGGUGACCAAUAUCUCGAUCUUAUUGAUACUGCAAUGACUGCCAUGGGUGUCAAUAAAGAAGUAGUCGAUAUCGUUCAAAAAGCUAAAACUGUCUACAAAAAUGUUCGUCAAAUUCAACAAGGCGUGUCAGCUCUGAUGAAAGCAACAGCACUAGCUUCGAAAGUGGCGCAGAUUAGUUCAAUUGCAUCGGCUGUAUUAACAUUGCUCAGUGAACUUAUACCUAAUUUGCCGGAAUCUGUCAAAACAGCUAUUGAUAUAAUUAGUGGAAUUGCUUUACUGUUAACCGUCACAAACCCUGUUGGGCUUGUAUUAGCAGCAGUUGGCUUAGUGUUCUCUCUCUCUCUCGUCAAGCUAUUUGGUGGAAUGGGAGGUGGAGGCAGUGAUGGUAGCGGAGGUGGUGAUGCAGGAGGAAGUGGUGCUGAUGGAGGUAGCGGUGGAAGUUCUAGUGGUGGUAGCAGCGGUACUAGUGCAAGUACCGGCAAAAGUAGUGGAGGUACCAGCGGUGUCAGUGCAAGCAGUGGUACUGGUGCAAGCAGUGGAGGUAGCAGUGUUGCUAGUCCAAGUACCGGCAAAGAUAGUGGUGGUGCCAGUACAAGUACCGGCAAAGAUAGUGGUGGUGCCAGUACAAGUACCGGCAAAGGUAGUGGUGGUGCCAGUACAAGUACCGGCAAAGGUAGUGGUGGUGCCAGUACAAGUACCGGCAAAGGUAGUGGUGGUAGUAGCAGUAGUGCCAGUGGAGGUAGUAUCGGAGCUAGCGGUACCGUUGAAGCCACAGAAACAAUAUCAUAUGAGUCUACUGUUCCAGCAAGUCCUUUAUUGAUGGAUGAAACAAGUGCAGAGGCAAGAGAAGCAGCAAAAACCAAAGUAGAAACACUCGCAUCAGAAGCAGCUGAAUUAAAUGAAGAAUCAGAAACACAAGUAUCAAAUAUAGUUAAACAAGACGAAUUAUUGUUACCAGAAACAAUCACAUGUUUAGCAACGGCUACUAAAAUUAACAAUAAAAUUCAAGCAACUAUGAAUACUAUUCAACAGAUGGCAGCAAACAAUAUGAGAACAGAAAUAGAUAGUCUAGCCAAAACGACCUUACCCAAGGUUAUUCAAACCUCAUUACAAUUAUAUCAAUCAUUGGAGUUCAUUGAAUCAUGUUCAGGUGAUAUCGAUGGUCAUAUAAAACCAAAAUGUCAAGAAAUACAAAGAGACUUAAUACAAGUUUUGGACAAAUUAAGUGCAUCAGAAUCCUUACGUAAAUUAUGGAAACUCAGUAAGAAAAAUGAAUUAGUAGAUGAUUAUGAUAUACCCGAAGAUGGUCAUGGAUCGGAUUUGAAUUAUCAAGGACCAGUUCAACAGCAGCAAACAAAUUUGGAUAAUAUUAAACAGCUCUUACAAGGAUAUGAAGAUUCGAAAUUUGAACAAGGUGAAAUAAUGGGUGAUCCGCUAUUACACAAGUUAGGUAUUCGUCUCGAUAAUCUUCUGGCAAAUUACGGCAGUGAUUUGAAUGCAGCUCUCGAUGAAAAUAAUGAAGACAUAGAAAACAAUACAGAUCCAUCUGCAUCGCCUGCGAAACAUCGAACAACUGCUAAUCGCGACGUAGUCCUAGAGAUUGAUGAUCGCGGAGAAGUGACAAAAGACGGACCAAAAAAUGCAUCAACAUUCAAAGGAGACACUAAAUCACCUGGAGUUAUCCGUGUGGAAUUUGGUCCCAGUAAAGAUGGAAGUUCAUCAUCAGAUAAAAAAACAUCAAAAAAUGAGAGUUCAAAAGUAACUAUCAGUAAACAACAAUUAGAAAACGUUCAAAAGCGAUCAGCCGUCAUGUAUUCCAGUCUUUUACAAUCUGCUAAGAAAUAUGAUAUUGGAACUAUUACUGAAAAGUGUGAUCCAGAACAUUUACCUGAAACAACAUUAGAUAAACCACGAUAUGCUCUAUUAGCUCGUCUUACACGAAAUAUUCAAUUAAUGUUAUUAACACGUUUACGUUCAGCAUUAAAAAAACAAUACGGAAAACAACAAACAACAGCUAAUGAUGAUUUACAAUUUGAAUUUAUUUUCUGUGUUGAUAACAGUGGAAGUAUGAGUGGUAAGAAAAUACGUGAAGCAUUAAAUACAUUAGUUAUUCUUCUUGAAACAUUUCAUCGUCUUGAAUGGAAAUUUGGUGUUGUUCGAUUUGGUGCUGAACAAAAAAUACUUAAACCACUCGGCCAUGAAUCAAUGCAUAGCAUGGUAUCGACAACUGACUCAACAACAAACACUACUCAAAGUCUUCAACAAUCAGUACUAGCACGUGGACAAUACAUUCUUGAAUCGUUUACAACUGAUGAAAAAACAUUACCAGCAACAGCAUUGAAACAAAUUGCUACAAAUAAAGAUUUAUACGGAAGUCAAAUUAAACCAAAUGUCAAACGAUUUAUUAUUAUGAUUACUGAUGGCAUUUCAUCUCAAGAUGAAACUGAAUUAUUCACGAAUCAAUUAAGUCUUGCAAAAGCCGAACUUUAUAUGGUUUGUAUUAUUCCAGAAAUACCAAAACAUGAUGAUACAAAAUUUUCAAAUGAAUAUAGACAAUUUGCUAUUGAACAUGAGAAAAAAGCUAAAGAAUUCAUACAACGUAUAGCACCAGAUCGAAAUCGACUUAUUGAAACUGGACAAUUGGAUACUUUAACGAAAACAGUUGUCGAUGAUCUUUUUCAUAUGAUCGAACAAUCGAUUGUUCUUCAUGGUAAUCGACCUACUGAUACUUCAAAAGCACCCGGUGUAUCAACCACAAAUAAUGCAACUAAAUUUCAUCCAUUGAAUCCAUUUAUUCUAUCUCAUGUAAAAGAUGUUGAAUUAUGGAAACAUCCUAAGAUUUCUUAUACCGGUCAAUUUUACGUAAAUGAUUUUCGACAAAAACUCGAACAACAAACAUUUCAACAACAAAUAAAUACUGAUUUCACAUCUGCUUCAGAUGAAUUUAUUAAAAAUUUCGAUGAAACACUAGAUGCACUCGAGAAAAGUUAUUCAAAUUUAGAAGCACAUGAUACUAUACUUACACAAACAGAUAAAACUCUUCAACAAAUCGAACAAGAACUUGAAAUGUAUAUUGGUGAAUUAGUACGUACCAUGGAAGAUUAUGUUCUUCCAGCAUAUAAACCAACACAGUCAUUACCAGAUACACGAGGAAGUCGAUUAUAUAUACCAGGUAUUGUUAAAUUUAUUUGUACACAAGGACAAUAUAAUCGAAUUUAUCUUAAUCAAAUCGGUUCACAAAAACCCGAAUAUCGUAUUGCAUUACUUCUUGAUCAAUCUGUUUCAAUGACUGGUCCUACGUAUUUUUCAUCUGUAGAUAUUUUAAUUUCCAUGUGUGCAGCAUUGAAUAAAAUUGGUAUUGAAGAUUUCAAUGUUUUAACAUUUGGAAAACAAAUACAAUUAAUUAAAAGUUAUAAACAAAAAUACGAUCGUUUAUUUGUACAUCACCUGUUAAAUUCAUUAAAAAUUGAUGGUGAAACAACUUUAUUAAGUGAUGCUAUAUUUGCAGCUACUGAAUUAUUACAACAACAAUCAUCAUAUAAUAAUAAUCAUGGACCAAUGUUUAUUUUUGCUCUCACCGAUGGUUAUGAUAAACGUGGUAGUUUUAUACAAAAUGUCAUUGCUUAUGCUGAACAACGUUCAAUAACUGUUAUUGGAAUUGGUGUUGGUUUCGAAUCUAAUGGUGUAUCUUUAGCAUUCAAUGAUUGGAUUAUUGCACAUAAUCCACAUUUACUUUGUGAUGCACUUAUUAAUUGGUCGAAUGAACAAAGUGAUGGACAAACACCUUAUGAUUCCUUCCAUGCAGAUAAAACAUCAACAAUUCGAGGAGAAGAUGGUAAAAUGUAUUCAACAACAGAUGACGUAUGGACUGACGAAAUGAAAACACAUUUUGAUGCGAUUACACAAAAUGCAAAACGUAAUAUUGAUGUGACAUUUUCAAAUAGUGUUCAUAGUUCACCAUUGACAGUUGAAAUUUGCUUUGUGAUGGAUUGCACGGCUUCUAUGACACGUUGGAUUCAAGCAUGUAAACAGCAUAUAAAAGCAAUUGCUGAUGGAAUACAGAAAAAUAUGAAAGAACAAUACGAUAAAGAUAGUCUUCUGCGUAUGGCAUUUGUUGCCUAUCGUGAUUACGAACACUCAGAGCGUUUUGAUUGGAUUCCCUUUCAUCAAACACCUCAUCUUGGACCUGUUGAAGCUAAAAUUUCAAGUCAGAAACCAAUUGGUGGUCUCGAUGUGUGUGAAGAUGUUCAAGGUGGCUUAGAUAAAGCAUUACAAUUAGAUUGGACAAAAGGCAGUACUUCACCUGCAGCACAAAUAAUAGUUUGGGUUGGUGAUGCUCCUGGCCACACACCAUUUUGUAGUGGCGGAUGUCAGGAUAACCAUCCUCAAGGCUUACAAGACGUACCACUAAUGGAAAAUCUUAUCGAUGAAAUAAAAAAUCGAGGAAUAUUUCUACUACUAUCUGAUUUCACCUCGGAUGUUCAAACGAUGCUAAAAAACAUUGAAGCAAUCUAUGAAAAAGAUAAAAAAGAGAAUCUAGUUAAACGGGUCAAACUGAAUCAAGUGGAUACAUCGUCGUUACUGAAAGACGUAAUGCAACAGAUCAAUACGAUUAUUGCAAGUGAAUUCAUGUAA